This is a messenger RNA of Vicia villosa (hairy vetch), 1821 nucleotides long. RefSeq names its product polypyrimidine tract-binding protein homolog 2-like. Gene Ontology annotation, molecular function: mRNA binding. The record is from RefSeq and is a predicted model, not a curated record. The transcript has 11 exons. Gene Ontology annotation, cellular component: nucleus. Gene Ontology annotation, biological process: regulation of RNA splicing. The coding region runs from base 245 to 1651 and encodes 468 amino acids. NCBI's taxonomy places the organism in Eukaryota, Viridiplantae, Streptophyta, Magnoliopsida, Fabales, Fabaceae.
UGAUGUAUGAUUAAGGUCUGUCUAUUAAGGUGCACGUAAUAGUAGUUUGUCUUUGCCGAUUGGGGGUUCCAGAAAGAAUAUAUAUAACGGAACGUUUGAUAACGGGGAAGGUUCAUUUCCCCCUUUUUAUGUCUCAGAACCCUAAUUUCGUGAACUUGACCACAAACUUGCCUCUUAUACUCCCAAUUCUCUCCGUUGUAGGGGCUGCAAUUCAGCAGGUUUUGGGUUAGGGUUAUUGAUUGGAAUGGCAUCAGUCUCUAGUCAGCAACAGUUCCGGUACACCCAGCCACCAUCGAAGGUGCUUCAUUUGAGAAACUUACCGUGGGAAUGCACUGAGGAGGAACUGAUUGAACUUGGGAAGCCAUUUGGAAAAGUUGUGAACACAAAAUGCAAUGUUGGGUCAAAUCGAAAUCAAGCUUUCAUUGAAUUUACAGACUUGAAUCAAGCCAUUGCAAUGAUAUCAUACUAUGCGUCAUCUUCGGAGCCUGCACAAGUGCGAGGGAAAACUGUUUAUCUUCAAUAUUCAAAUAGGCAAGAAAUAGUGCAUAACAAAACUGCUGCAGAUGUUGCUGGGAAUGUUUUGUUAGUAACAAUUGAAGGUGAAGAUGCACGCCUUGUCAGCAUUGACGUCUUGCACUUGGUAUUUUCAGCCUUUGGUUUUGUGCAUAAGAUUACUACUUUUGAGAAGACAGCAGGAUUCCAGGCACUGAUUCAAUUCUCAGAUGCUGAGACUGCUACUUCUGCUAAGGAUGCUUUAGAUGGAAGAAGCAUACCCAGGUAUCUGCUUUCUGAACAGGUGGGGCCAUGUACCCUCAAGAUCACAUACUCUGGUCAUACAGACUUAACUGUUAAGUUUCAAAGCCAUAGGAGCAGAGACUAUACUAAUCCUUACCUUCCUGUUGCCCAAUCAGCUAUUGAGGGAGGUGGACAGGUCAUGGUUGGUUUGGAUGGGAAAAGACUGGAGGCUGAGAGUAACGUUCUUCUUGCAUCUAUUGAGAACAUGCAAUACGCUGUAACAUUGGAUGUCUUACAUACGGUUUUCUCUACUUUUGGACCUAUUCAAAAGAUCGCAAUGUUUGAUAAGAAUGGUGCUUUACAGGCUCUGAUUCAAUAUCCAGAUACCCAGACAGCUGUUGUGGCCAAAGAAGCCUUGGAAGGGCACUGCAUUUAUGAUGGAGGUUUUUGCAAGCUUCACCUCUCAUAUUCACGUCAUACGGAUCUUAGUAUAAAGGUUAAUAAUGAUAGGAGUAGAGACUAUACCAUUCCUAUUACACCUGUUGUGAACCUUCAGCCCUCAAUUUUAGGACAACCUGUUUCUACGAUGGCUGCUCCUGCUCAGCAAUACAAUGGGUCUCAGUAUACUCUAGUUUCUGACCCAGCUAUGACCCCUCAACCUCAGGCAGGAUGGGGGACAGCUCCACCGGCAGUUGCUCAAUCUAUGCCACUGCAGAUGUACAACAAUGUUUACAUGCCACCUGGAAACAUGCCACCACAAAUGUCACCUGGAAACAUGCCACCACAAAUGUCACCUGGGAACAUGCCACCACAAAUGCCACCUGGAAACAUACCACCUGGAAUGCAAUUUCCAAAUCAUAGCAUGCUGCAACCGACAUCCACACUACCUGCAUAUGGGUUUGACCGCACUCAAUAGCUUGCUCGUCUUCUGUGUCUCAAAUAGAUCUGCAUUUGCUAAGAGUCAGCUGACCUCUGUUGAAGUUAUUUAAAUUAGGGUUCCCAUUUGGUGAAACUGGCAGUCAUUGAAUAAUGUUUUGAACCUCAAAUAGGUCACUUUUAAUUUUCCCUUUUAUUAUUUUUAUAUUU